This is a messenger RNA of Babesia sp. Xinjiang, 1884 nucleotides long. RefSeq names its product 26S proteasome non-ATPase regulatory subunit 12. Gene Ontology annotation, molecular function: translation initiation factor activity; RNA binding. The record is from RefSeq and is a predicted model, not a curated record. Gene Ontology annotation, biological process: translational initiation. The transcript is spliced from 11 exons. NCBI's taxonomy places the organism in Eukaryota, Apicomplexa, Aconoidasida, Piroplasmida, Babesiidae. Gene Ontology annotation, cellular component: nuclear proteasome complex; proteasome regulatory particle, lid subcomplex; cytoplasm. Bases 1 to 1884 code for a protein of 627 amino acids.
AUGGAUGACAACGCUACGGAAUUAUUGUCAAUCGAUACGACCUUCAGGGAUGAGCCCAUUCUGGAGAAUUUGUCGGAUGUUGCCGACAAGACGCUGGAUAACGCGGAAUCUAUGUUGAAAAGCACAACAUGCCGUGACGUGGAGUUCCUGAAGACUGUGCUCCUUGAGCUUAUGCUCGCGGAGAAGCGUUGUCGUAUGGCCCGUGACGGUGAGUCUACCGGCCGAAUCUGCAAGUUUGUCAUCCAAUUACUGUAUGACAUUCGCGACUUUCCAAACCUUAUUUACUACCUGGUACUUCUGACUCGGAAACGUGGUCAGCUGAAGGCGGCUAUAACGGCUGUGGUGAACCACGCUAUGGGUUGGAUCCCGGAGAUCGCUGACAUGGACAUUAAGAUGAAUCUCAUUAAUACUUUGAGCCAUAUCACAUUGGGGAAGAUGUUCCUGGAAGUUCAACGGGCGGAACUUGCGUAUACACUUGCCAAGAUCAGAGAGGAUGCCGGCGAAAUUGACGAGGCUGCUAACAUUAUGCACAACGUUGAGAUUGAAACCUUUGGCGUGCUUCCUAAGACUGAGAAAGUACGCUAUUUGUUGGAGCAGAUGCGUUUACACUUGCUGAACAAGGACUACCUGCGUUUCUACAUAACGAGCAAGAAGAUAGACGAAAGGUUACUUGAUGCGAAUGCCCAUGUUGACCACCUGAUGAAAUUCUACGAGUAUAUGGUAUACUACUAUUUAAAUUCGAAGGAUUACUUCGAAGUCGCAAAAGCUUAUCGUCACAGGUUGGAUUGCGCCCUUAAGUCGGGAAGCGACGGAUGGCUUAUGGAUUUGGAAUGCUUAAUGCUAUUUCUCAUGAUUGCACCGCUCUCUGAUGAGACUAUAAAAUACCGCAAAGACAUGUUGGAAUCUGAGGAGAAGCGUAUUAAGGAUGCACCUGUGCUAAUGUGGUUGUACAAGGAGCUUCUCUCUGACAACCUUAUUGCUUUUCCGCUUACGGAUGAAGUUGCUCAUGUGGUGAAAUCCCACGCUGUGUUCUCCAAUCAGAAAGUGAGCGGCGGUGAGGAACGUUUGGCUACUCUGGACGACCGAGUGAUCCAGCAUAACAUAAUGGUUGUUAGCAAGUUCUACACGAAUCUGAAGCUCUCUCGUCUGUCGGAAUUGACCAAUAUCGGUUGUGACAAAUUGGAAGAAGAAAUAUCAGCGAUGGUUCACGCCAACAUUGUCCAUGCCAAGAUCGACCGCCCAUCGGCUUUAAUUCGGUUUGGUGAACGUAAGGAUUCCGACACACUUCUGAACGCAUGGUCCAAGGAUAUCGCAACGUUGAUGGGCUUGGUGGACCAAUGCUCGCGUCUGGUGCAGAAGGAGAAGAUGAUCCACGAGGCUCGCAUUAAGCAGGUUGAGCUAGAAAAUAGCUUUCAAGAUAUGCCGAAGAAUAAGGGGAAGGGAGGCAAAAACCGCCGUCGCGGUAAGAACGAUAAUGAGGGAGAGAAACGUGAGUUGGUGUUUAAGAUGGAAGACCAAGAGUACGCUCAAGUGCUGCGUAUGCUUGGAAACGGUCGGCUUGAGGCAUACUGCUUUGAUGGCAACAAGCGUCUGUGUCAUAUCCGGGGUAAGAUGCGUAAGAGGGUGUGGGUGAACGCUGGUGACAUUAUCCUCGUGUCUCUACGUGACUACCAGGACAGCAAAGCCGAUGUAAUCGCAAAAUACACACCUGACGAAGCUCGUUCGCUUAAGGCGUAUGGUGAGCUUCCAGAGUCUACUAAGAUCAAUGAGACUGAUCUUUAUGACGAGGAAGGUGAUGGUGGUAUCGAAUUCCAGGAUGAUUCCUCGGAGUCAGGGAGCGAAGACGGCAAGGAUGACGCUAAGUUUGAUAUCGACGAUUUGUGA